UUUCAACUUUUACUCCCCUUAAUUUCAAAUCCUUAUUGUAUUUAUUGUUAAUUAUCUGUUACAAGUUACUGAGAAAAGUAAAAUACAUUUUGACAUUUCCAGUUUGUUAAGGUCACGCUAGUAUAACUGGAACAGUCAAUACUUUGACAUGUUGUUUAGAGAUUAAUUCAUUAAGGAUCCAACGUCUAUCUGUCAUACAGAAGAAGCACUUUUACUCUUGAUACUUAAGUACAUUCACUAUGGAAUAUUUUUAUACCUUACUUGAGUAGAAUUUUGAGAACUUUAAUUGUGGAUAUGGCAUUUCUCCUCUUUUAAGUAAAGGAAACUUGUACUCUAUUUAAAGACAAUAAGUCCUUCAUUAUUAAUUUUAGCUGGAAGGCGCAGUGGCAGAGUUGUUGCCCUUUAAACAGCAGGAGGGGGUUCAGAUCCAGCUCAGGGCUUCCAGCACGGUUCUCCAAGCACAAUGUGAUACAAUCAUGCUCACAAACAUCUCCCCAGAGCUCCCAACGGCGUUUUAGGAGCAAUAAGCAAGACAUUAAUGAACUCAAAAAGAGACAAAGAUGAGAUCUCAUCUGUUACUUUCAUUUCUCCUACUGUAAUCUCAAUUCUGUAUCCAUUUGUCUUACCCAAGUCUCAAAACCUCAAUCUCUCUUCACCUCAUCCUUUUCUCCUAAGGGGUUUGAGGAGCAACAGUUCAGAUUGGAGUGAUCUCAAAAAGAUUUACUAUUGAGAUCUUAGUGUUUUCUCAAGAGUUAAAGAAAAGACCAUUCCGAACAAAAUAGUGUAGUGUGAAAAGAUUUGAUUAUAAAAUGCAGCCUUUUGGUGUUCUAACCAGAUCCAGUACUCUCAUGCUACUCACCUUCUGGAACCAGGGAUUUUUUAAAUCUUUGCUCCGCCCCUCCAAGUUAUUUUAGAGAUGAUUUAAUUUAAAGGACACUUGUAGCAACAACAACACGUCUGCUGAUUGGCUGAGAAUUUUUAAAGAGCCACCUGAUAGAUUCUCCAGUAAUUAAAGUGAGAAAGUAAAUAAAGUUCAUCAGAGACACGACUUUAUUUUCUUCUUUAGUUAUUCUGCAGCUACAGAAAUAAUUAGGUCAAAGGUCAAACCAUCAUUCGUGGGUAGCAGGUGACCUCAUGCUGAGAGCUGUCAAUCAAUCCAUCAGGCGCUGUGCUCCUUCAGGUCCGCAGAGAUGCUGCUCCCGCGGCUUCCGGUCCUGUCGGCGCUGCUCGUCCUGCUGCUGACCGCGGGACGCCGCAACGCGGCGGCCCUGCUCAGGGGCCCCGGAGCCCGAGCGGACGGACGUGCGGAGGGACUCAGCAUGCUGGAGCUGGUGGGCCAGUACCCGAGGAGGGCAGAACUGUUGGGCGGAGUUAAAACCCCGGAGAGAGACAGCAGGUCACAGCAAGGACCGGACAGUCUCCUCCGAGAUCCACGACACAAGGAGAAGUUCCUCAACUACCUGACAGGUCCCCUCUACUUCAGCCCGAAGUGCAGAAGACAGUUCCACAGACUGUACCACAACACGAGGGAGUGCACGGUGCCCGCCCAUUAUAAACGAUGUGCUCGUCUGCUGACUCGACUGGCCAACGGCCCUCGCUGUGCCGAGCGGUAAACAGACUGAGAGACGCUUCAUGGAUGGGAAGUGUUGCCAGGACAAGGAGGAGGCUGACGGGCGACCAACUGACAAGCGGAAGACGUUCUCCAGCCAAUAGAAACCACUCUGAGGCGCCGCUGCUCUCCAUCCUGCACUGGUCUGUGUUCUGUCGACAGAAAUCCUUUAACAUCUCAAUCGACUUUCCUAAACGAACCGUGGCCCUGCACCACCGGGCUCGACUCGACUCAGCUCGCCACCGACGGAAGAAUUAGCUCCACCAACCGCAGUGGAUGGAAACAAACACCCCUUUCCAUUUUCUUUUGACCGAACAUCUGGAUGCACACUUAUGAAACAUGGUCUGGAUAUAAGUCUGAUUUCAGGCUUCAGUCUAGUGGAACCUUAUUUGACUCAUCUUCAACCCACUCCACUUAAUCCCACACACUUGAGCUCAGCUUCACUGAUUUAAAUCCUCUUCUCACUACUCAACGCUGUUUUACUUGACUCUACUUUAAAUCCCCCUCUUUCCGCUGCCACUCAAGCCUCCACUGGACUCCUCUGCUAUUCAUCUACCAUCCUGUCACCUCAGCUGUUCUCUGCUGUGUUCUCCUGGACCCCCGCUGACUGGACUCUAGUUCUCCUGAUGAUUCUACCGGUUUCUCAUGGAGCCGAGUGGAUCGCAGCUUUAAAAUCAAGGAAAAACAUCCUACUUGAUCUGGAAACUAACGCAGGUCUCAACAUCUUUCGAAAGUCUUUUUCUUGUUCUCGCAGGACAUCAGUGUUUCGUUUUUUGUGUUAUUUUGGACGAUGAAACUUUGAGGAACUAAACGGACAAAUCCUCUGCUCGCACAUUUGCUAAUUAACAAGCUGCAGUUGCCUUUUGUUCGGUCGUCCAGUGCGACAGAAAACCCUGAGAUGCUGAAUGUGUUUCAUGUUACAUGAUGCAUAAUAACAACAGUGACUAUAAUAUUCCAGUGUAUUUAUAUUGUUUAAGCUGCCGCCCCGUGUGCAAUAUGUACAUACUGAAGAUGAAUAAAGACACGCAUUUAUUAUA
This is a messenger RNA of Micropterus salmoides (largemouth bass), 2646 nucleotides long. RefSeq names its product ALK and LTK ligand 2-like. The transcript is spliced from 5 exons. The record is from RefSeq and is a predicted model, not a curated record. Gene Ontology annotation, molecular function: receptor tyrosine kinase binding; receptor signaling protein tyrosine kinase activator activity. Bases 1191 to 1613 code for a protein of 140 amino acids. Gene Ontology annotation, biological process: positive regulation of ERK1 and ERK2 cascade; positive regulation of ERK5 cascade. Lineage: Eukaryota; Metazoa; Chordata; Actinopteri; Centrarchiformes; Centrarchidae.